AUGACUCAUACCGGAAGCCACGAGCUUAUGGUCUUCCAACAACAGGCAAAUUUGCUCCCUAUAGGCAGCGAGCCCCUGGAUUUCAGUAUUCUUGCUGUCCAGGAUGAACAGGACAAGCAGAUUCGCAUUAUUGCAAAUCGCCUGCUUGGGAAUAUGGAAGUAGUUCUAGAUAAGGUAGAAACAAUCCGCACCUGCGUGGCACCCCAAAAGAACCUUGAUUGUUUUGCCUUUGUGUCCUGCGUUUUGAUUCCACACUGUGCUCUGCUCUGCCUCCCGUGCUUUAAUCGGGCGCCUCUCUUGACCACUGCUCAGGAGCCUCGGGUGAGAGGCUUCCCCAGUAUUGUCUGCUGUGGUGGGAAGCAGCGCUUCCUUGUCCUGAUUGCAAAGACCCUUCUGUUGGUAGGGCCAGGCAACUUCUCUGUUGCCACCCGAGGGCUGAAUCCUCAGUGUUGCUUCUCAAUAUCACUUCUGUUUUCCUCUCUUCUAGAUUACCUUUGCCGACCCGAAGACAACAUCUACAAUAUCGACUUCACCAAGUUUAAAAUCCGGGACCUAGAGACUGGGACAGUGCUAUUUGAAAUUGCCAAACCUUCAACUUUAGAGCAAGAGGAGGAAGAGUGUGACCUUGGGGAGGUGGACACCAGCGCCGGACGCUUUGUUCGCUAUCAGUUCACUCCUGCCUUCCUGCGUCUCCGGACAGUUGGGGCAACGGUGGAGUUCACAGUGGGAGACAAGCCAGUAUCAAACUUCCGGAUGAUUGAGAGGCAUUACUUCAGAGACCGUCUUCUCAAGAAUUUUGACUUUGAUUUUGGCUUCUGCAUCCCCUGCAGCAGGAACACUUGUGAGCACAUAUACGAGUUCCCCCAACUUUCAGAGGAUCUCAUACGUUUGAUGGUCGAGAACCCCUACGAGACUCGCUCGGACAGCUUCUACUUUGUGGACAACAAGCUGAUCAUGCACAACAAGGCCGAUUACGCCUACAAUGGUGGGCAGUAGCCCUUCCAGCACCGCCUGUGGAAGGGCAGCAAGGGCAGCAUGGAAACGGGGAGGGGCCUCUUCUGGGACAGUAAAGGAAUUCUCCGGGCCCUCGCCCGUUGUCCCUCGCUCCA
Python bivittatus (Burmese python) is the source of this 1109-nucleotide messenger RNA. Lineage: Eukaryota; Metazoa; Chordata; Lepidosauria; Squamata; Pythonidae. The record is from RefSeq and is a predicted model, not a curated record.